Messenger RNA from Cydia splendana, 4236 nucleotides. Its product is annotated as glutathione S-transferase 2-like. The record is from RefSeq and is a predicted model, not a curated record. Gene Ontology annotation, biological process: glutathione metabolic process. Lineage: Eukaryota; Metazoa; Arthropoda; Insecta; Lepidoptera; Tortricidae. The coding region runs from base 331 to 933 and encodes 200 amino acids. The transcript has 5 exons. Gene Ontology annotation, molecular function: glutathione transferase activity.
CGACUCGAGAAAUGUCACUCGGUUAAUUGAAUUAUGUUUUGAAAUUGUUUUCUUUUGUAUUGGUUUUCAAAUAGAUUUAAUUAAUUUCGUACAAUGCGGAAUAAGUUGUAAAUUGUGCAGUGCGUCAGCAAGUUCCUACACAUUGAUAAUGAGUUCCGCAGAGAUGAAUCACAUAAAAAUAAAUCGAUAUAAUUUUCGUAAGAAAAUCGUCAUAUAAAACCGGCGAUCAUUAUUACUUUUGUUCAUUAACAAAAACCAAUUAUUAAAAUAGGGUCGAUCGAUAGAGUGCAAUUUCAAAAUCAUCGAAAUAAAUUUAUAGCCAAUUAUAAUAUGUCUUUUCGCAGUUUAGGAAAAUUAUUCAAAACAAAAAAAACUGAUAAACAGGAAAGCAAAGAAAUCUCAUUGCCCGCAGAAGGCUUCCACAAGAGUAUUCAGAUGUUGCUGUCUUACUCGGGGCAACAUCUCACCAAAGCUGGCUCGGAAACCAGGGAAGAGUUAUUGGACAGCCCGUCCGGCUGUGGUCUUCACAGUGUGGCGGUGCUCCGCUGUCUGGGCCGAAGCCAUGGCCUCGCGGGCUCAGACCCCUUUGAAGACCUAGAGAUUGACAAGAUUGUUGAUGUUUUCAUCGACCUAUUGAACAAGAUACAAGCCAUAGGCGCAGAAGAGUUGGAUUCCCAAGCUAGUCCAUUCGACGAACAGAUGGCGCUAGCGUGCCUCGCCAAACUAGACGCUGUCGUGGCCACCAACCGCGGUCAUUUGGCACUCAGCAAGUUAACCUGGGCGGACUUUCUGCUGGCCGGCAUGUGGGAGCACGUGCAGCAAGCGCUGGACCUGUCUAGCGACCAGUUUGCCAACAUCGAACAACUUGUUCACCAACUGACUGCGGUUCCAGCUGUGAAGGCUGCUUUAGAACGAGCGCAUGACAGUACUUAGGCGUUUGGUUGUUUCUGAACGAAUUAUGUUUUUUUUUAUUAGAGCCGUAACAGACUAUCGCACCGGUCCUUAGUGCGGUCAAAAUAUCUCUUUCUCGCUCUAACUUAUAGCUGCGUCCUUAACGCACGUAAGGCGACCACCUUACACACUAUCGAUACGUGCGCCGCACCGCACAGAGGUCGCGGUGCGGUGCGGUGCGGUAGUCUGUUACGGCUUUGCGCAUACACAUCUGGAUUCAGAGUUUUAAUGUCUAUUGCUCGUUCAUUCAAAAUUUCAUUAUUUAACACAUUAAAAAACGCCACGCCUAUCGUCAUCGUGAACGAUAUCGGAAUGCGCAAAGGUUGAUAAUGAACUGUACCCGCGCGCAUCAGUUGAUGUAUUUGGCGGUCGAAGGAAUACAAUUUGAUAAAUUGUGUCAAACUAUUUCUUCUGAAUUUAUUCAUACAUUCUCAAAUGUGUUUGUUCUUAAUCUGGUUGUAUAUGAUUUUUCUAAAAAUAAGUGCCUUUUAAGUUGCCCUUAAUUUAUAGUGAUCUCAUUAGCUUAUUAUCAAGUCCGAAAAUUUAAUUUUCUUUCAAUGUUAUGGUUGUUAGUAUAAAUUGUAUAAAAGAAGUCAAUUGUAAUAUGUAAUCAUUUCAACACCUGUUACUCAUUUGUAAUCACUUUUAAAUAAUCAUGCAUAAUACAUUUGAAUUUCAAGACAAAAUGAUCAAUAUUUUACCCUACUUCUAAAAGCCACAUGAGUCUAUCCGCCGCCAUACACUUGAAAUUAUAUUAGGUAGGGUAAUUCGCCAGUAACUGGCCACCGGCCAAUAACUGGCCACCCUAAACUAAAAAUAAAUUAUAUUCACCUAUAAACAGAAUUCAUUUUAGUAUAAGGUUUCAAUAACUGGCCAGUCUUCAAUAACUAGCCACCUUAUACUAAAAUGAAUUCUGUUUAUAGGUGAAUAGAAGUCAUUUUUAGUUUAGGGUGGCCAGUUACUAACAGGUGGCCAGUUGCUGGCGAAUUACCCUACCUAUACUUUUUUUAUUAGAUUUCACUAUAUACGUAAAGUGAAGAAUUUCCUGGACGUAACUAGUAAUUGAUCUGCAACAUCGAGAUUGCACAACGAAACUAGCACUUAGGCGUUUUUCAACUAGAGAAUCUUUAAAAUAUUGCUCUGUUGUUCAAAACAAACGUAAUUUUGUAUGCAUUUCUAGCCCCCUCCACACUCGGGCGCGAAUCGCGGCACGAAGCCACGAAUGCGAGUGUGGAGCGUGCUUUAGCUUUAUCAUGUUUUUAGGUUAUUGUUAUCUGACUUAAGUACCUAAAUUUAACAAAAUACCUGUGCCAUGAAACCUAAUUAAGGAAUUGAUUGUAACUGUUAUCAUUCUACUAUAAGGUGUGACCUGUAAUAUAGUCAAAUAAUCAAAUGACAGCUAAGCUAUCACUGAUUAGUAAAGCCAGCAGGACCAGUUAAUAUCUGAUUACGCGCCAUGUUGCGGAAUUUCACUGGAACAAUUUGUAGUCACAGUAAAUUUACUGCCAUCUAUCGACACACGACUACAACUCAAAAUGAAAACGUAUUAAACUAUCGAAAAAAAUUAUAUAAAUGGAUAAAUGAUUUUAUUAUUUUUAUAUAAUUUUGACCCAUGUUCAUUCACUGAUACCUAUGUGUUAAAAUUGUUAAAUAUAAAACGGUCAACGCCAUCUAGCCGAGCAUAGGCCAAAGGUGUGUGCGCCAUCUAUCCGAGAAUGACUUUUUCUUGAUUUCCGAGGCACGUUUUUUUCUUAGACUUUAUUCAUCUUAUACGGAGUUACAUAUGUCUUUGUUGGUAGUGACUCUGUCUGAAGAUUAUAAACAUAGCAAAGCUUAAAUGUCAUGUGGGGACUAUAAUAUUUUACAAACUGGAAGGGUACGAUUGAUAGAUGUCAAUUCAAUACAAUUUGGCGACGGCAUUUUGAGGUAAUAAAUUGUAUGGAGAUGACAUCUAUCAGCGUACCCUUCCAGAAAACAAUUAUAGGUCGAUUUGUGUAAGAUUGUUUCAUAACUUUUAUAUUUAUUUCACUACUUACUAAUAUUUUAUUUCGUAACAUAAUUCGCCAAUACUGGUCGAAGUUUGACAGCGGUUCAGGGUCGAAUCAUGCUAUCCCUUUCUAAUAUAUGGCACUAUCCCUUUCGGAUAUUUAGGGUUGUCAAAAAUCAAGUGAUUAUCUUAUCUGUGGUCGUGCACGCAAAAGGAAGUCAAGUGGUGCCAACCCUAAUAAUUGCUCGGAGCAAUGCUGAGCCGAGCGGAGCCGAGUUUGACCGAAAUCAGGAGUUUCGCACCCCUGAUAUUAUCAUGAAUUAUGACAGAGAUUAGAAUUGACCAAUUAGAAGUCAAGAUAAGCGGCGCCAUCUGUUGAAAAGUUUAAUCAUUACCUUUAAAUAUUUGCUGUUGAAAUUUAUUCCUUAAAAUGGAUAACUUUGUGAUAAGCCCUUUAGAACGCCAAGUUAUAAACGCAUAAUAUAAUUAUGACGUAUUGUAACAUUAACUUAUUAUUAUAAAACAGAUAUGUCUGGAAUUAUAAGAGAAAUUGAAAAAUUCACCGCUUCGGGCAAGACUCGAACUUGCGACCAUUCGAGACCCCGGGCCGAAUUCUCUUAACCAACCGUAGCUUACCAGAAGCGUGCAAAUUCCAUUCGUUCCUUUUUGUUUCCACGCCUAAGGGAGGCGAGUAGCGACAUCUACCGUUAUAAUAAUUAUUUGUAUUUUGUAUUUUUCAACACGACGAAGUCUAAUACUACUAUAAUAGUACUACAUACUACUUUAGUCAGCUAUUUAAGAUGCUAUGGAAUAAUCCAGCCAGAAAUGAAGGUUUCUGACGAACAGACAGAAUAGCAAAACUAUAAGAGUUACUUGUUUACCUUUUGUCGUUUUUGGCGCUUGAGAAACGCCUUUCCAUCAACGUAUUUUGACGUCUUUGGUGUUCAAAGGCUGCGUAGUAGAAGUGUGAUGUAUUGUUUAUACUACCUUUUGAGACUUGUUCAAAAUUAUUGUACUUAGUACUUUGAGAGAGAAUUUUAUUGUAAAACUGUUAAUGCGGUUAUUCCAUUGACGUAUAUCUCAGGACUGGCCUUACGGGAAAUAAUAAUGGUGCAUGAAUGGGGCCAGUACAGCGGUGUGACAUCGCUACAACGCGAUUAACUCGAAUUCUUAAGUGACAUCGGUGAACUAUAUAGCACUAUUCUUAGUGCCCGUAAGACCCGUCCUGAGAUAUAAGUCAAUGGGUUAUUCUUGAAUACCUAACUGUCUUUGUGAUGAAAAUAAAUUAUUUAUAUUUA